Macadamia integrifolia is the source of this 569-nucleotide messenger RNA. RefSeq names its product ethylene-responsive transcription factor ERF096-like. Gene Ontology annotation, molecular function: DNA-binding transcription factor activity; DNA binding. Lineage: Eukaryota; Viridiplantae; Streptophyta; Magnoliopsida; Proteales; Proteaceae. Bases 1 to 420 code for a protein of 139 amino acids. Gene Ontology annotation, biological process: ethylene-activated signaling pathway; regulation of DNA-templated transcription. The transcript has a single exon. The record is from RefSeq and is a predicted model, not a curated record.
AUGGAAGAUGACAGGAGGAGGGGAAAGAAGGAAGAAGAUAAGGAAGGAGGAGAAGGUGUUAAGUACAGAGGCGUGAGGAGGCGGCCGUGGGGUAAAUUCGCGGCGGAGAUUCGCGACUCCGACAAGCGUGGUGAGCGUGUAUGGCUGGGGACUUUUAAUACUGCAGAGGAGGCAGCACGAGCUUAUGAUCAGGCAGCUUUUCGUAUGAGGGGUUCCUUUGCCAUUCUCAAUUUCCCAGAUGAGUACCCUUCCUACUUACCUCCAGAUGCAACUUCAGUUUCUUCUUCAUCUUCAAUGAAUCAGAACAGAGGGAAGGAAGUCAUAGAAUUUGAGUACUUGGAUGAUAACCUGUUGGAGGAGCUACUUGCUACUGAGGAAGAGAAGGACAAGAAGAACAAGAAGAAGAACAAGAAAGGGUGAGUGAGAUCAUGCUUCUUAUUAAGACUCAUGGAUGAGUUCUCUCUUCUUCCUUUGGUUAGUAAUUUGAAUGUUGAAAUGAAAAGGAUGAUUGACUGAUCAUGAUGAUGAUCAUCCUCUAACAGUUACACUCUAGUGUUAUACUGAUGUAA